Messenger RNA from Pangasianodon hypophthalmus (striped catfish), 1889 nucleotides. It is a transcript of the gene tbx19, whose product is annotated as T-box transcription factor 19. The record is from RefSeq and is a predicted model, not a curated record. Gene Ontology annotation, molecular function: RNA polymerase II cis-regulatory region sequence-specific DNA binding; DNA-binding transcription factor activity, RNA polymerase II-specific. The transcript has 8 exons. Gene Ontology annotation, biological process: positive regulation of DNA-templated transcription; cell fate specification; regulation of transcription by RNA polymerase II. The coding region runs from base 303 to 1616 and encodes 437 amino acids. NCBI's taxonomy places the organism in Eukaryota, Metazoa, Chordata, Actinopteri, Siluriformes, Pangasiidae. Gene Ontology annotation, cellular component: nucleus.
UCGGUCAUUUCGCAAGCCGAAGUCUGAAACUCCAAAUUAAGGAGUCGCUUAAUUAGUCCAGACCCACGUGACUGCGGGGGUCUUAACUCGCGCGCUGUCCUGAGGAUAUAGGUGGGCUCAGAGUGCAUUAGCUCAGGUUAGUAGACAGAAUUUCUCAUCACCACAGAGGAAAAGUUUGCAUCCGAGCUAUUAAUUAUUACUUACUUUUGAUUUCCGUCUCGCGCUCACCGUGCCGGCUUUUUCUUCCCCCCGACUUGCAGAGCAGAAGCCUUUUUCCUCAGAGUCGGGAGUCUCGUGCGCUCAUGAAGGCGGAAGGCGACGCGGGGAGCAGCGGUGCGGGCGGUGGCGCAGGCGGUGGCGCGUGCUGCGUGAACCGGCUGCUGCGCGCGGUGGAGAGCGAGCUGCGCGCGGGCCGCGAGAAGGGAGACCCCACGGAGAAGCAGCUGCGCGUGAGCCUGGAGGACGCCGAGCUGUGGCGCAAGUUCCGCGAAGUCACCAAUGAGAUGAUCGUCACCAAGAACGGCAGGAGGAUGUUCCCGGUACUGAAGGUGAGCGUGUCUGGCCUGGACCCCAACGCCAUGUACUCCUUCCUCCUGGACUUCAGCCCGGCUGAUGGUCACCGCUGGAAGUACGUGAACGGCGAGUGGGUUCCCGCUGGCAAACCCGAACCCCACAGUCACAGCUGUGUGUACAUCCACCCCGACUCUCCGAACUUUGGCGCCCACUGGAUGAAGGCUCCGGUGUCCUUCAGUAAAGUCAAACUGACCAACAAACUCAACGGAGGUGGACAGAUCAUGUUGAACUCUCUCCAUAAGUACAAGCCACAGAUCCACAUCGUUCGUGUGGGAGGAAACCACAGGAUGGUGACCAACAUCUCCUUCACUGACACCCAGUUCAUCGCUGUAACAGCCUACCAGAAUGAGGAAAUAACCGCCCUGAAGAUAAAAUAUAAUCCCUUCGCCAAGGCCUUCCUGGAUGCUAAGGAAAGGAGCCACCCCAAGAACUUUCUAGAACCUCCUCCUGAGAAUCAACAUGUCAGCAUACCACACUGUGGUUGGUACAUUUCGAACCCAGACUCCUUUUGUUCCUCUGGGAGCAGUAACUUCCCCUACGCAGGCGGUUUGCCUCUGACCCCACAUCAUGGCUACAAACACUACUCCAGUCUGCAUGGCCAUCGAGCCACUCCGUACCCACCUCCAUAUCUGCACCACCAUCACCAUCAUCACCACCGCGGACACAACUCAGUCUCUCUGUCUGAGGGUCUGAGUCCAGGUGCUCUGCAGGUGUUCUCAGGCCACGAGACCUGGACAGGUGUUUCUCCUCCUGGUCCUGCAGCGAUGCUGUCAGUGCCGUCUGGUACGAACUCACCUGGAGUCAGCAGUCAGUACCCCUGCCUGUGGACAGUGAGUGGCUGCGGCGUGACCUCCACUCCUCCAGGAGGCGCCGCAAGCUCCGCCCCGUGCCAGGAGGAGCGGACUGAUGCAGGCUCCACCUCCGCGUCACCAUGCUCACUCCUGCAAGGCCAAGGACCCACGACUGCAGAUGUGUCCGAGCAAGCCAAUCAUAACAGGGUGGGAGGGGCUAGCUGGUCAGCAGGCUCCACCCAUUCCUUUUAAUCAGGCUUAAUGGAAAAGAUCGUGCAACUCAGCACAAGUACAUGUGGUUGAUCACAUGACCUCUCACCAGUUUGGAGUUCCUAAUUGCCAAAAUAUCAUGUGUGUAUUUGAAGAAUACAGUUUAUCCAUUUCCUGUACAUUUCUGUUUUUCUGAUGCGCAGCUGUAGGAACUCAACUUUACAGCAAUGAGAAGUAUUAAAGUUUUCUGUAAAUAAAUUAAAUCCAUUCAGAUGAAUUCAUUCAAGUCUGCAGACUUUCUGCAUUCUUUUAAGA